This is a messenger RNA of Sebastes umbrosus (honeycomb rockfish), 4563 nucleotides long. Its product is annotated as EGF-like repeat and discoidin I-like domain-containing protein 3. The transcript is spliced from 10 exons. Bases 295 to 1611 code for a protein of 438 amino acids. Gene Ontology annotation, molecular function: calcium ion binding. NCBI's taxonomy places the organism in Eukaryota, Metazoa, Chordata, Actinopteri, Perciformes, Sebastidae. The record is from RefSeq and is a predicted model, not a curated record.
GCAGUGAGGAGCGCUCUCUCCACUACAUCGCACCACUGCGGUAGGAGCAGCAGCAGCAGCAGUGGAACCAGGCAGGCACUUGUUCCUGCACGGAAACAGCCCAGGUGACGAGAUCCAUCUCUCUGCACACUUUAUCCCAGAGGAGGACUUUACCUGAGAGGACCUAACAGCUCCCAAGGCGAUCCUACAGCCCAGUGAGAGCGACGGAGGAACAACUUUUUGCUCCAUUUUUGUACCACCACACCUCCUCCGGUAACCUUGGCAGUCAGCAGACGUGUUUAUUCUCGUGAGAGGAUGAUGGGACCGCUACUCCUCUCCAUCCUCUCGCUGUGUCUGGGCACAGCUGUCCCGCAGCAUGUGAACGCAGCAGAUGGUGAGGAACCAACUUCAGCAGGUCCUUGCCAUCCGAACCCUUGCCACAACAGAGGAACAUGUGAGAUCAGUGAGACCUACAGGGGCGACACCUUCAUUGGUUACGUCUGCAAGUGUCCACCAGGCUUCAGUGGAGUUCACUGCCAACACAAUAUUAACGAAUGCGAAAGGGAACCAUGCAAGAAUGGUGGCAUUUGCACAGAUCUGGUUGCCAACUAUUCCUGCGAAUGCCCGGGGGAGUACAUGGGGAGGAACUGUCAAUACAGAUGCUCUGGACCACUGGGCAUGGAGGGCGGUAUUAUCUCAAACCAGCAGAUAACGGCCUCUUCCACCCACCGCGCUCUCUUCGGCUUGCAGAAGUGGUACCCGUACUUUGCACGCCUCAACAAGAAGGGCCUGGUCAAUGCCUGGACUGCUGCCGAAAAUGACAGAUGGCCAUGGAUCCAGAUAAACCUGCAGAGGAGAAUGAGGGUCACAGGCCUAAUUACCCAGGGUGCAAAGCGUAUCGGCAGCCCGGAGUACGUCAAGUCUUACAAAGUAGCCUACAGUGACGACGGGAAGACCUGGAGAACAUACAAAGUCAAGGGCAAAGACGAUGAUAUGAUUUUCAGAGGAAACGUCGAUAACAACGCUCCAUCAGCCAACUCCUUCACCCCUCCCAUUGAGGCCCAGUACGUGCGCAUUUACCCCCAAGUCUGCAGGAGGCACUGCACCUUACGCAUGGAGCUGCUCGGGUGUGAGCUAACAGGCUGCUCUGAACCACUUGGAAUGAAGUCAGGCCACAUCCAGGACUACCAGGUCACGGCCUCCAGCAUCUUCAGGACGCUCAACAUGGACAUGUUCACUUGGGAGCCUGGAAAGGCCCGCUUGGACAAACAAGGCAAAGUCAAUGCUUGGACAGCUGGACACAGUGACCAAUCACAGUGGCUACAGGUGGACUUACUUGUGCCUACGAAGGUCACAGGUAUCAUCACCCAGGGAGCUAAAGACUUUGGCCACGUCCAGUUUGUUGGCUCAUACAAACUGGCGUACAGUAAUGAUGGAGAGCGGUGGAAAAUAUAUCAAGAUGAGAAACAGGGGAAGGACAAGGUAUUCCAAGGGAACUUCGACAACGACACACACCGAAAGAACGUGAUAGAUCCACCCAUCUACGCUCGGCUCAUCCGGAUCCUUCCCUGGUCAUGGUACGGCAGGAUCACUUUGCGUGCAGAAGUACUCGGAUGCACAGAGGAAGAGUGAAGUCCUUUCUUCCAUUUUUCUUGCCAUUGUCCCCUGUCCCCUUGGUAUACUGGAGUAUCCCACCCAGUAUUUCAAAAAUAAACUGUGCAACCUGUAAAAAGAAAUCAAUUUCCAAUGGAUUUUUCAAGAAUACGUGUUUGGUUGUGGUGGGUUGCUGUUUGUUCUUUUUGUACAAUAAUUUAAAAACCUGCCCUUGAUCCACUUUUGUCUUUCAGUUUCCUCUUUAAAGCGUGAUCUUUGUCUUUUUAUUCUUCUCAAGAUUCACCAUCCUGUUUGGAAUGAACUUCUGUAAUAUAUAUAUGGGCGGGGUGGGGUGGAGUCGGAGAGGGGCUCUCGCUGUGGUUUUAACUUGUUGCCAUGGAAGCUAUUGUACAGUGUCACUUUUUAACAAAGAUGUGAAAUCUGUCUGCCGUGCUUCAUUGGACAUAAUUAACCAACUUCAUACCAUAACUAAACUGUCUGAAAUACCAUGUAGGGAUCACACGUUAUCACAUUAUCAGAUAUAUUUUUACUUUGAUUACGCCACUUCCUCAAGCCAUGCUUUUACCCUAAUGGACACUGGCAUUACUACAUCAAUCAAAACACUAUUAAUGCUCUUGUAUUAUAUGUAAAAGACUAAGAAAUUGCAUGGUGCGUGAAUUAUAAAUGUAUAUUAUGACAAAUCAUUUAAAACCUCCAGCCCUGAGAGCAAUGGCUUUGAUUUAGGGACCUAUUUUUAUGUGCAUUUUUAAAUAGUUCUGAAACAUUACAACACACUGCAAAAGCUUACUGAAGAUAAACAAAUAUGUGAGACAAUAAAGAAGCACUGCAGUUAACCGUGGCGCUGCAGCACUGACACUGAGGCUUGUAGGCUGUCUCUAGUUGAAUCGUCUUAAUGCUCUCAUAAGGAGUUCCAUUUUUUUUAUUUGUAUUUGAUUACUGCUACACUUUUUCUAAGAUAUUUGGACUUAUUGUUUGUGCUCGUUCUUUUUUGUAUUUAUUUAGAUAUAUCUGUCACAGCUGUCAGAUGCAUAAAAUCCGUAUUUAAUGUCUUUGUGUUGUCUUGGAGAUCUAAGUUGUGUCAAUUACAAAGCUCAGGAUAGAUGUCAUUCAUAAUAAUAAUAACCCACAAAUGUAUCAUUUUUGGCCACCUAUUUAAAGAUUUCUCUGUAUUAUUAUUUAAAGAAAAAGUCAAAUGAGAGAGAGCAAUUAUUUAAAUCAUGUCCGUAUAUGCAUAAUUCAAAUAUUGAAAGCAGUCUUUUAUUUUCUUGAAUCCCUUUGUGAUAAAUGAUAAUUGUUAAUUAAUUUCUUCUUCUUCUUUUCAAAAGAGAGCAAAUGUCCAAGAUUAAUAAUAUAUUAAUAUAUGCCAUUAUCUCAAACCUACAAUGAUGAAGAACUGUGGUAACAGUACAGAGCUCUAAAUUAAAUAUGGACAGCCUCUUUAUUUCAGGGGAUCUGAUCUUUAUUAUCAUGCUGGAUGAGAAAUUAUAUAGUAAUGAAAUGUUGAAGAGCUUGUGGGUAUUUUCACAUAAGAUGACAGCAGCUCUCUUGCGUGUUCAGAUGGUUCCAGGGAGCUAAAAAUAUUUAGACGCGUUAAGGUUACCGGGGAUAAAGAUGCCGUUAUGCCAACAUAUUCUAUUUAUGCAGUUUUCGCUGUAUGGGUUUCUGCUGUUGGCUGCAUCCUGCAGUAAAUGAACAGUGGUGCUUGGCUGGUUAAAUAAAUGGAAGUAAACAAGUACCCGAGGUAUCUUAGCAGUGUCAAACCUUACAGCUCCAUUCUACACGGCUUAAAAAUAGGCCUGGAUUACUCUCGUGGUUCACACUCUUGACUAGUUUUCCCAAAGCUCUUGAGUGCAAGCAUAAGAGCUGAAGGGAGCUACUUUUAUGCUCCGUGUUUCACUUAAGACUCGCCAGCUUUCAGUCACUUAACUAUCCAAUCAUUUCAUAUUGUAAGAAUACAAUGUAUUUGUUGUGAGAUUGCAGCUCAGUCUGAAAGAGACAGUAAGGAGAACCUUAUUUAAAUGUAAUGCACCAGUCUCUCCAAAUAAUUUUGGUUGCUAGAGUGCCACUUUUUAUUUUCAUCACUUUAUAUUCAAUGAGUGAAAAUGCAUUGGAAUCAAACAUUUUUUAAAGCACAGCAAGAAAAAUACCAAUACAAAUAUGUCGGUGCUUACUUUAUAUUGUCAUUCCAUCAUGUUGUUGUAGUUGACAAGUAACAGUAAAAACAAAACAAAAACAUAUUUUGAUUGUUAUCUGGAUAAUUGGAACUGAGUAUUGCCAAUUGUAUUCUGGUUUGGCAAAUUACAAUAGGAUACCUUGGUGAAGUUUACUCGUGUUAUGUUGCCAAACUCGAUUUGUACUUCAAUGUAAGUUACACUGAAAUACUUUGCUGUAGAUUACCAAUAUGUGAAAAUACAGUAGUUAUUGGUGUGAAUAAGUGACUGUCAUUCCUUAGGUUCAUGGACACAGGAUAAGCAUAAACAGAUUAUGUUUAUUGUCAUAUAACUAUCUUGGCCAGCAUCUGCUCUGAUUGAUGUUUGUAGUCAGCUUCCUGUCAGCAGGCCUGCUGCAAAGCUUUGAGGAAGUUUGCAUGACGUACGAGUUCGAACGGUACAAGUAUAACAAAGAUGUCCACAGGCACAUUAUGUUCUCGCAUAUCAUAAAGAUCUAAUAGCCUUUACUUUGUGCUUGCCAUCGAUUGUCUUGUGCAUUGUAAAACCUCAUCUCACAGGUUCAAAAGUGGAGCUGAGUGGAAACUCAUCCUGUCUUUGUAUUUCUGUGUCCGCUGUUCACAUAUUAUUUCUUACCUCGUCAGUCUGAGUGUCAAUCACUAUCUAGAAAACGUACCUAUUAUAAUGCUGGUUAGGUUCAAGCCUGCAGAGGAGAGGGAGAAACUGUGUACAGUCAAAAAAGAUGUUGCUUCAAACAAAAGCUCUUUCAGUUUGACAAAUAAAAACAUAUCUGUGAAAAUGA